Neogale vison (American mink) is the source of this 1064-nucleotide messenger RNA. RefSeq names its product ribonuclease P/MRP subunit p25 like (gene RPP25L). Gene Ontology annotation, molecular function: RNA binding. NCBI's taxonomy places the organism in Eukaryota, Metazoa, Chordata, Mammalia, Carnivora, Mustelidae. Bases 266 to 757 code for a protein of 163 amino acids. The transcript is spliced from 2 exons. Gene Ontology annotation, biological process: tRNA 5'-leader removal. The record is from RefSeq and is a predicted model, not a curated record. Gene Ontology annotation, cellular component: ribonuclease MRP complex.
GCUGGAGCGAGGCGGGUUUGGGGUCGGUGAUACGGGUGUCUGGAUGUACAGGGAGGAGAGCUGAGGCAGGCUCCUUGGUGUCUGAGGCAUGCUGGGCUUUGGACCGCUCGUGGCGAUGGAGCGGGCCGUGCUGUGGACCCCGCUCUAGGAGUAGCCCACGCAGCGCUCCGCGUCAAGCCUCUGAGUUUCUGAGUGACCUGGGUUGGGAGCAUCAACACUGGGAAUCUCAGGUGGACCGUGAAAUUCAGACACAACAGCAAGAGGAAUGGAGCACUACCGGAAAGCUGGCUCUGUGGAACUCCCAGCACCUUCUCCGAUGCCGCGGCUACCUCCUGAUACCCUGGAGAUGCGGGUCCGAGAUGGCAGCAAAAUCCGCAACCUACUGGGGCUGGCACUGGGUCGAUUGGAGGGUGGUGGUGCACGGCAUGUGGUGUUCUCAGGUUCUGGUCGGGCUGCAGGGAAGGCAGUCAGCUGUGCUGAGAUUGUCAAGCGGCGUGUACCGGGCCUGCACCAGCUUACCAAGCUGCGCUUCCUGCAGACCGAGGACAGCUGGGUGCCAGUCUCACCUGACACAGGCCUGGAUCCCCUCACGGUACGCCGCCAUGUACCUGCAGUGUGGGUACUGCUCAGCCGGGACCCCUUGGACCCCAAUGAGUGUGGCUACCAGCCUCCAGGAGCACCCCCUGGCCUGGGCCCCACAUCAAGCUCCAGCUGUGGUCCACGACCCCGAAGAAGGGUUCGAGACACCUGGUCCUAAAGAUGUGCCAAGCAAGCUGUUUUCCACGCAUGAAUGUCUAGGAUGGCUUUGCCUCCUCAGGAAAGCCUCUUGUAACUGUUCAACAUCCCCAACAAGACUUGAAUUCACAGCCUCCCUGUCCUGCUUCCUUCUUUCUGCAGUGUGAAAAGGGACUGCUAUGAAGAGUUAAAAGGUGUGCGGUCUCAGCUGGGGUCUGGAUUGCUUAAGAAGGGUUUACUUGGCAUUCUACCUACUGUGCCUCUGUCCUUUCUUCUGACAGAGAUCCAGGGAGUGGGUUAGGAAAUAAACGUUCUGCCCAUUUGUUUGA